This is a messenger RNA of Nematocida parisii ERTm1, 204 nucleotides long. RefSeq lists its product as uncharacterized. The record is from RefSeq and is a predicted model, not a curated record. The coding region runs from base 1 to 204 and encodes 67 amino acids. Lineage: Eukaryota; Fungi; Microsporidia. The transcript has a single exon.
AUGCUUAGUAAGUCUAUCCGUAUAAUAAACCAAGCCAAUUCUGUUGAAUUAAUAAACAACAAGGCGUAUACAGGCAAGAUAAGAAUAGACAGAAAAAUGAACAUAAUAACAGACAAGUCAAUCAUAAAAGCAAAAUAUAUUAGAUAUAUACUAAUAAGUAAUGAAGAAUUAACAAAAAUAUUAAACACAAUAAGUAAUAAGUAA